Messenger RNA from Rodentolepis nana, 2055 nucleotides. The record is from the annotation of a GenBank genome assembly. Lineage: Eukaryota; Metazoa; Platyhelminthes; Cestoda; Cyclophyllidea; Hymenolepididae.
AUGCCAUCUGGCACCAUGUCUACAAUAACUAUGGCUCCCCCUGGUGUUUUUGCAACGUCUAUGCCACCUGAGUUAUCGAAUUCCGCUAGUCCAGUGCUCUCUUCAGAGGAACGGGAAUCUGUAUCGUCCACCGAGAGCCGGCGACGACGAUUAGGUGGGGGAAUCGCAAAUUGUACACCCUCAGUUACAGGUUCUAGUUCUCAGGUCCUUUCCUCCUAUUGCACUUCACCCACAUUUGUCAUUGAGUCCCCAAAGCUCGAUCAUUCAGAUGAGCCAUUUGCAAAAGUGCGAAAGAAAACUCGAGCCCAUCGAAAUCGCGGUGGCGCCCAUAAUGGGAGUUCCCCCUAUUCUGUAAAUAAACCUCUCAAAGUAACUAUAAGGCGAACGAAUGCGCAUUCACAUACUUUAAAUUCUUCCAUGCAAGAUGGCAGCGUCAAUCGAAUGUCGCCAUCAUCCGUUUAUUCCUCUGUUCCGGGGGAUGAUGAAACGAGUCCCAUUCGUGUAUUAUCGCCUCAUCAUCAUCAUAACAUUCCAAAUUCUUUUUCUUCCUCUUCUAAGGCUGUGGAUUAUAAUACACAAGGCCCCGCACCAAGAGACGCUUCUGUAUCGACCAUGGAUAAUGCAACUUCAGUGGAACCAGAUCACCUUGGCCCUUGUGAGCCCGGAACGAAAAUCAAUCUCACUGGAUCAGUAUGGAUGGAAACCCCUGGUAUGCUCUGUGUGGAUGUGAAUUGGCGAGGUCGGUCUUACGUCGGUACACUGAUGGAUUUUACGAAAAACGGACUAAAUUUGGCAUGCCCUAGCAAGAUGAUAACGUCACUAUCGUGUCUUAAAAACAAGAUUAGUUGGAAUCCUGCGUCAACUUCUGUAGGAGGGAAUUCGGGACCCUUAGGAACCGCUGGAUCUGUUAAAACCCGAUCUUCCAAUCCAGGGCCUACAGAAAGUCGAGGUCGACCUUUGACUUCAGCUAGAGGUCGCAGGAAACGUCGUGGGUACGGUCAACUUCCAAUAUCGUCUUCAUCGGGUAAUCUGGUUUCCGAUGGAAUGGAAUCUAAUCAAGAGGAUGAGGCACCCUGUUCAAAUAAUCCUCAACCGGAGACCGGUCUUCCUAUUCUAUGUCCUUUUGAGGGAUGUCGGAAACGUUUUACCGAUUAUCGGUGUCUGCAAUGCCACUUUCAGCAAUCACAUAGAACUCAGAAAAAAACCAAAUUGGAAUAUAAGUCAGAAGAAUCUGCUAUUCAAGAACCAGAAAUUCCCUGUACAGUUCCCUCUCCUUCUGCUCCACAACUUGCAAAAGCGGUUUCUUCUUCCACAGAUGGCGUUCAGCUACCAGAAAGUAAUAGCAAUGAUGAUGAUAUUCCUCCUCCAACGUUAGAUCGUGGGCCGGCGGUGAGCGAAGAACAGGUUCCCUUAAGUAAUGAUCAUCCACCAACUGCCAGUCCUGCUUAUUCUGACAUUUCUGAUGAUGCUCCGGCAACUCCAAAAAUAACCGUUCCGAAGCCGACUAUAGAUUCAAAUCCUACUCCUCCCUCCUGGCAACAUCCUACUGUCGUUCCUCAGAAACCACCGCAACCGCCACAAACAGUUCAAAAUCCACCGCAGGCACAGCCUGUGGAUUGGUCUGCCAAUUCUAGAAUACCGCCUGCUCCAGCUAAUCCUAUUACAACUACAACCCCCCACUCUCACCCCUCAACAAUCCCCCCAGUUCGUUCCUCUCCGUACGAGUUUGAUCCUACUACUGCAGCAGCUAUAAUGACUAGAUUGCAGGGAGGUCAAUUCCCUUAUCCUAAUAUUCAUUCGUCUGCUUAUCAGGUCGGGCCCCCGCAUCCUCACCAGACUGCUACCCCUAGUGUUCCUUUUAAUAUACCUCGAAAUCCCCUAGCUGCUGCUGAUUUCUCCCAGGCUCAGAUUGCGGCCUUUAUGGCUUACCAACAGGAAUUAGCUCGGCGGCAAAGUGAGCUUCAACGACGUGGACGGUCUCCCCAACAGCAGAGACAUUCUCCUCAUCUUCCACCUGGAAUGGGGUCUCAGCAACAGUUUAGACCUCCACCCUAG